AUGACCGCGGACUCGCCAAACCCUUCGCUUGUCUUCAUUGCCGUCUUCGAAAGGGUGCGACAAUUUCAUAUUCCCGUCCAGCUCCUUUCUCAGACACUCGGGUCUCUUGACUCCCCGCAACAGCCUCCGACCCUGCCACCCGCCGUCCUGCGCUCCCUCUCCGGGGUUCCAUCCGCCAUUGCAAAAUUAACCCUCUCGACAGACGACGCUUGCUCGGCCCACGCUAGAGAUUUCCAGCAUCUCGGUGGGUCGCAAGACCCCCCGCCCCCUUUGGUUAACAUCCUCCACUCAAGCCGCGCACAUGUCGUCACAUCGCACAAGGGAACAGAUCCGACUGGUCUCACCCCGUCCCAUUCUAACUGCCUUCCGCAUUAG
Messenger RNA from Heterobasidion irregulare TC 32-1, 375 nucleotides. RefSeq lists its product as uncharacterized. NCBI's taxonomy places the organism in Eukaryota, Fungi, Basidiomycota, Agaricomycetes, Russulales, Bondarzewiaceae. The record is from RefSeq and is a predicted model, not a curated record. The transcript is spliced from 2 exons. The coding region runs from base 1 to 375 and encodes 124 amino acids.